This is a messenger RNA of Quercus robur (English oak), 8151 nucleotides long. RefSeq lists its product as uncharacterized. Lineage: Eukaryota; Viridiplantae; Streptophyta; Magnoliopsida; Fagales; Fagaceae. The coding region runs from base 1001 to 2098 and encodes 365 amino acids. The record is from RefSeq and is a predicted model, not a curated record. The transcript has 5 exons.
AAACCAUCAUGUUGUAGAACCAAGCUCGCAAGAUGUUUACGUAAAGCUCUAAAAGGCUUUACUCUUUCAUUUUUGUAUCCCUAUACUACCUUUAUGAUGUUUGGUUUUUUUAGUAAAAGGAUUAUUACCUAUCCAAAAAAAAAAAUUCUCCCAGAGAUUUUGUUAGACUAGCUUUGUUGUUAUAAGUUGUAAUGGGUAACCUAGGUUAAGUAAAAACUUGCAUAAAGAAAUAACAAUAUAUAAAUAUGAAGGCAAACUUUUUUUUUAAAGCUGUUGUACUAUUUACUUAUGUAUUGAAUAUAAAGGUAAACAUAGAUAUGUGUUAGAUGAUUUUAAAUAAAUGAUAACGAUUGACGUAAACAAGAGAAAAAAAAAAGUAAAAAACAAAUUAUAUUUUUCUAAUAACAAGAAUGGAGGAUCAAUUAAAAAAAAUAGUUUGAAUUUUUGUUAUGCAAGCAUUCUUACUAUUUUAUUUCAAACUUUUAGAAGCAUUCUGUUUAUUCUGUAAAAAAUCACGUUUAUUUUUAAUGAAAUCAAGUAAAGUAAUUCCUAUUUACACGAUACUUUUAUGCUUUCCCAAAAAUAAAAACCACUUUAAUUUUUAAUGAAAAUCAAUAAAAAGAAUUCCAAUCAAUACAGUAGUUUUUACGCCUUUCACUGUGCACAUUAAAAAAAAUAAAAAUAGCCAGUACCCAACAAAAAUAAAUAGCCACGGGCCAAACCAAAGCCCAAGGCCCUUAAACUUUAAAGAACAUUCACGAUCAAACUCCAACCAGCUGUGCUGAGUCACGCCCAAAUCCCUCUUUUUAUUUAUUUAUUUUUUUUUUUACUUUUUUACAUUCAAUUCUAAUUCAUUCAGAGCCAUAUAAAACCCACAAAUUCUCUCUUACUCUCACGCACUCUCUCUUUCUCUCUGUUUUUUUUUUAAUUUCUCUCUCUAAACAAAUUUGAUGUUGUCCGUGACUGUCACUGUUACUUUGCAUGUGAUAGAAAGAAGAAGAUGGAGCAGCAGCAGCAACUUCAACAUUUUAUCCAUCCUGAGCAUCCCUUGCUCUUCAAUCCAAACGACAGAAGAGGAUAUACUUGUUUGGGGUGCCGAGAAUCAGUUUAUGGUCCUGCCUACAGAUGUCCAGAAGCUUACUGCCCAUGGUACAUGCAUCAUAAAUCAUGUGCGGAAUUGCCGCUUGGGUUGCACCAUCCCUUGCACCCAAUCCAUCCUCUUAUUCUCUCUCCCGAACAGAUAGAUUAUGGCAAAGACAUUCAAUUUAGCAAUUGCAAACUCUGCAACGAAUCUCGCAACCAAUACACUUAUCGGUGUUCCCGCUGCGACUUCAACCUUCACAUCACUUGCGCUUCUUUAGCCCCCACCACCAUGGAACUUGAAUUCCACGACCACCCAUUGACCCGCAUUUGGAAGUGGAUCACCUUCACUUGCGACCUUUGUGGCAAAGAAGACAAAGGUAUGCCCUUUCUGUGUACUACAUGUUUUUUCUGGGUUCAUAGAAGAUGUGCUUAUAAGUUAUUUCCACGCAAAGUCAAAGUUGUGCGUCACAGGCACCUCCUCCACCUCACCCAUUCUUCUCUUGAAUUCCAUCCAUCCGACUCUCGAUUUUGUCAAAUCUGUGUUGAAAAGGUGGAUACACACUAUGGGCUUUACUAUUGCUCCAGAUGUGAUUUUGCUGCCCACCUUGAUUGUGCUAUGGGAAACAAGGAGGACAUAAAUUUGCAAGAAUUUAAAGAUGAGGAUGAAGUUUCAGAGCACGAUGAAUUGGUUGACUUAGCAGCUUACGAAGUCAAAAAAUUCAAUGUGGGGAAGGACGGAAUUCAAAUAGCUGCAGAAUUAAAACACUUCAGUCAUGAGCAUGACUUAGAGCUUACUGAUGAGGUUAUGAGUAACCAGAAAUGCGAUGGCUGUUUCAGGGAUGAUGAACACACUGGAACUAAAAGGCAUACUACUGGUAUCUCUUAUCAAGUGUGUAUGACUACUUUUCCCUCUAUUUUCUAUUUCUAUGCAAUUCUGAUUGCAUUCAUUUUUCUUGAGCUCCUAUUAGUUGUCUAUGUUUUCUUCUUCUCCAUUAGGGGGUGCCCAUUAUUUUGAAGAGGGAAAUGAGCAAUUUGACUCAUAACAUGAAUGCAAAGAUUCAACAACAUUUCAAGUUAUUAUAGAUUUACAUGUUUAUCAACAUUUUUUAUAUCAUUAGUUUUAGUCAUUGAUAUUAUUACUAUUAUUGUUAUGUUGAAGAAAGCUCAAUUAUGCAUGAUUUAAUUAUCAUUGAUGGUGAGGUUCUUUUCUUUUGUGUUUUCUCAACUUAAACUUUAUACGUCGUCCUAGUGAGAAUUUGGCCUAGUAUUUUAAUAUGAAGGCACAACAUGGACUUUGUAAAUGUUGAUGUCAAGAAUAUGGUGAUUUGGGGAGCAGCAAUUGUUAAUAGCAUGGCUGAUUGAGUUAUAUAGUCUAAUUGAAUGUACUCCAAGAUAUUCUUUAAAAUCUUUUUGGGCAAAGAAACUAAAAAUCUUGUCUGAUAAGUUCAGGGCUCAGUUUAGAAAAUGUUAGUCAGACCUUUCCUGAUUUGAAGGAUGUCAUUGUUACAUAGUAAUAAUACUUUUAAAAUUUUGAGGGAAAAAAAAUUUUCUGCGACUUACCUGUGUACUUGUGUUCAAAAAGUCAUGCUUUUGGUUUUUUCCCCCUACUUAAUUUUUAAGCAUUCUAGUACUGUCCCAUUAUGUUAUUAUUAUUAAUAUUUUAAUAAUGCUAUGUGAUGCGCCUGUUCUGAUCUAAUCACUCAGUCCUCUUUUUCAUUGCCAAAUUCUUAUGUUAUUUGGUUUUAGUCUCCUAAUGACUAGAUGGUGAGGUGCUUUUCUUAUCUUUUCUCAACAUAAAUUUUACAUGUCAUCUCUGUAAGAAUUUUGGUCUAUUAUCUUAACUGAAGCUACACCAAUUACUUUGUAAAUGUUGAUGUUAAGAACAUGGUGAUUUGGGAUAAGUAAUUGUUAAUAACUUGGCUGGUUGAGUUAUCUAGUAUAAUUGAAUGUACUCUUUGCUAAUCUUUUAGAACCUUGUUGGGCAUAGAGACUACUUCAAAUCCUAUUUGAUAUGUUCAAGGCUUAGUUUACAGAAUGUUAGUCGGACCUUUCUUGCUUUGAAGAAUGUCAAUUACAUAGGACACAUAAAAUUUAGGGCCUCUAAUUAUUAUGCUUCUGAAGUUUUUGUUCUAUAACAUCCAUUAUUUAUGCCCUUGUUGAUAAUACUUGUAGAAAUUUUUGUUCAAUUAUAGAGGUUGGCAAAUGUCAUGUCUAUAGUAUACACUCAUGGUUAUGUUAUAGCUGUUGGAGUACUUUAAUUUGGGGCAGAAAAAGAAAUUGGAGGCUGUAUUUUUCAAUCAGCCAGGGCUAACAGUGAUUUAAUUGACAGUGUUUUGGCCACCUAGGUGGGGGAACAACAUCUUUUAUGUCAUUAGUUUUAUUAUAGAUUUACAUGUUUAUCAACAUCUUUUAUGUCAUUAGUUUUAGUCACUGAUAUUAUUACUAUUACUGUUAUUUCUAUGAAAGCUCAAUUAUGCAUGAUUUAAUUAUCAUUGAUGGUGAGGUUCUUUUCUUUUGUGUUUUCUCAACAUAAAUUUUAUACAUCGUCUUGGUAAGAAUAUUGGCUUGGUAUUUUAAUAUGAAGGCACAACAUGUACUUUGUAAAUGUUGAUGUUAAGAACAUGGUGAUUUGGGAGCAACAAUUGUUAAUAACAUGGCUGGUUGAGUUAUAUAGUUUAAUUAAAUGUCCUCCAAGUCCAAGGUAAUCUUUGAAACCUUUUUGGGAAAAGAGACUAAAAAUUUUUUUCUAAUAAGUUUAGGGCUUAGUUUAGAAAAUGUUGGUCAGGCCUUUCCUGGUUUGAAGGAUCUCAUUGUUACAUAAUACUUCUAGAAUUUCAAGGAAAAAUCAUUUUCUGUGACUUACCUAUGUACUUGUGUUCAAAAGUCACGCUUUUGGUUCUUUUCCCUUAAUUUUUAGGCAUUCUAGUACUGUCCCAUUGUGUUAUAAUUAUUAUAAUUUUAGUAAUGCUGUGAUAUGCCUGUUCUGAUCAUCUAAGUCAGUCCUGUUUUUCAUUGGCUAAUUAUUAUGUUAUUUGGUUUUAGUCUCCUGAUUACUGUGCAAUUAACAUAACCAUUAUUUGCAACCAUGAGACUGAAUACUUUGCAUCUCUUGAGCUUCUUUGUAUUCCUCUUUUUUUUGUUAAAUGAUUUAAGGUACUAUUUGCCCUCCUCAAAUUUAAAGUUAGGUUAGGUUCUUGUGCUUCUGCUUUCCACACAAAUGAGUUCCAAGCCUCUUCAAAGUUUAUAGAUUUUGUUAUUGGUUUUGGAAUCCCACAUAGUUAAAAAAAUAAACAAGGAGAUGCAAUAAUUCCUAUCAAGAGUGUUAGUACCACAUUGGUCAAAAAAGAAACAGGGAGAUGAUAUAGUCCCUAUACAUUGAGUGGUGGUGUAGUUUUUGUUUUGUGCUUGUAGGAGUUUGACAUCAAAGAUUUGACUUGUCUUUAGUGUGAGAGAUUUGUGAGAGGUUUGGUUGUCAUCCUCUUUUAAGUAAUUUUGCAUUAGCAAUUGCUAUAUUCUAUGGAUAAAAUUUUGAUACAAUACCUUAGGUGCAUUACAUUAGGUUCUCUAUAUGUUAUUUGCAGUAUCCUUUUUUAAUUUUAAUUUUUAAUUACUUCUACAAUACUUGUCACUACUGAUUAGUGAUUAUACCUACUGAUUGUUUUGGGGCUAAAAAUAUGUGCUGAUAUUAUCAAACUACAGCCAAUCACAAAUUAUUGAAAGGUAAACCCGUUGCUAUGUUUCUUGAAUUUUAGCAGUAAUGUGCUAAGCUGUGCUUAUUUUUUUUCAUUUUAAUUUAUUCUUCCUUUUUCCUUUGCCCAAGCUAUAUCCAUUCAGUUGUUGAGUAGGGAUGAUUAAUUGUUAUUUGGUACAAGUACUCAAGCAUUCUAACAAAACUGUCAACUUUUUGAACAGUUAUUAAUAAUAUAUUGUUCUUUACUUUUGAUAAUGUGUCUGGGUAUACUGUAUCCAGUAUUAACUGAAUUUUACUAGCCCAGCUCUCACGCAAAUAAAUAUAUCAUAAUAAUUGAGUAAAAUGACUUUCUAUGAAUCAUACUUGGGAACUUAAUGAUGUAAUCUAUAUGUACUUUAUUAUUUAUUUGUUGUUUAUUUCAUUGUACAUUUUUUCUUUUAUUCUUACUAUUGAGGUUCAUUUUGUAGUGACUGUUUAGAUCCAUUCAAAAAACUAGAGUGUGAAGCAUUUGAUAUCGUUGUUAAUAAGGUUCUCUGUGUUGGCAAAGGUGUCCAUAUUCAUGUGUAAAAAGGGCCCCUCAUGCCUUCUCAUUUGCUUCUACUGGAAGUGCUUGUGUGUCUUCUCAAGGUUGGUUAAUUCUCUUAUUUUUCCAUUCCUUGUGAGCUUGUAUGUUGUUAGAGUAUUCGUUCUAGGCCCACUUCCCCAACACCUUAUGCUAUAUGUAAUCAAUUGUACUAUUAUACUACCAGCUGUACUGCACUUAUGUACCUCUAUACUUUCCUAACAAGGUUGAGAGCUUAUAUAAAGGUUGCUCUUGCGAAUGGUGCCAAGGCAGCUCAUGGUUGAACUAUAUCGUCUCAAACAAGAGCUAGGGCAAUCUAUUGAUGAUUUUUUUUUUUUUCCCACACAUGCAAUAUUUGUGGGAUCAAAUUUCACUAUAUGAACCAACAUGGAUUAUGUAUGCAAUGCCCAAAAUUUUGUGAAUAUCGGGAUCAACUGAAAAAGUUCUCCUUUGCCUAAGAUUGAAAAAGUUUUCAAGGAGCUUGUAUAAGAGGUAACAUUUACAAGUCUUACUAUCUCGGCCUUGUAACACAAUCUUGGCCACAUCAUCCCUUGAUCCGCCUUCAACAUCUGCAAUUCAUCAGAAUGAGCACUAUGAUCACUUUGGCUCUCAGCGAUCUAACUCUAAAUAUGAUCAUUCUCACUUCUGCACCUUUUGUAGGAUACUUUCGAAAGCAUGCCCGUGUCACUCAAUCAUCAGCUUCCAUGGCCAACAUCAACAGCAUAUUGUUGCAUCCUCCAACCCCAUCACCCAACACAAGUAGUUUUGGCAAGUCUUUCAACUCAUGUUUACAUUAACAGCAGUUGACCUAAAGACUCUUAUCAAUAACAUUUUGUCCCGUAAGGUGCAUUCUCUUCCAUUCUUUAUGUUGCACGAGGUAAACACUCAUUUUGAUAUCUCUCAUUUUGAUAUCUUGACCUUGCUUGCUACACUCAUAUUACACCUGAUUCUACCUCUUGUACCAUACAAACCCAUACUUUUCGUAUACCUAUCAAUCACAUUGCCAGUGGCUCUACCAUGACCAUUAUAGGCAUUGCUACUACUACUCAAUUAUCUAUUUCAAAUGUUUAUCUUAUGCCUAAAUUUUCGUUAAAUUUCUUAUAUAUUUGGCCGAUCGUGUGAGCUAGGGCUUCGCAUAGGAUUUUCUUCUAUUGUUGUACAUAGUCCUUAGAUAGCAUAGACCAUUGGGACAAAACGUAAAGUUGGAUGGCUUUUCUUCUUACAUCUUUACAUGUAAUUGUCUUUGUUACAUACACUCACAUAGCAUCACCUCUUUGGAGUUGUGGUAUUCACGGCUAGGUCAUGCUUCUCUAUCUUGGGUCCAAACUUUAGUGUCUAAGGGUAUUUUAGAUUAGGUCUCUUUUUGAUCCUUUGAUUGUAUCUCAUCCUAUCUUGGAAAACCAUAGGCUUUGCCUUUAAUAAAAGUGAGUUUUCCAUUUCUGCGACAUUCAAGCUCAUUCACUCACUCUAAUGUAUGCAAAUAAUCUCCUAUUCCUGCUAUUGGGGGAAUUUGUCAAUUUUCUUGAUGAUUUUCAAGUUGCACAUGGAUAUUUUUUUAUUAAAAUUUUUCUGAGAUACUUAAUAUUUAUCUUGAGUUUACUAAAAUGAUUGAAGGUUCUCAAAAUCCAUCAAAAUCUAGUGAUUUGAAAAUGUCCUAUAGGACAAACAUCAUGACUUCCUUAGUAUUUUCAAAUUAUAUAGAAUCAUUUCUUAUACAUCUUAUUGAAGAAUUUCAUAGAAAAAUGGUCAAGUAAAAUGUAAACUUUGAUAUAUUUUGUUGUUUAGACUCUCAUUCUUUUUGCAUAUGUUAUUGCAUCUUUCUUAGGCAAAACUGCACCUUUUGUUAUCCAUAGAGGACAAUAAUUUUUUGGCUUUAAUAAUAUAGCCACUUUACAAGAUGGUGUUAAGGAUAUUUUAGAAAAACAGAAUAGACUAAUUUGAAAAAAAAGACACAAGUUGCCAAUUUGGCUUUUUAUUCAUUAAAAAAAAAAAAGGGUUUCCAGUUUGGUAGUUCCAAUAGUAUUAUAACAACUAUUAACAUGAAUUUGAUCCAAUAAUAUUAAUUAAAUUUCAGUUUUAAAACAUCUAUGCAUAUGAUUAGUUCAUGGUGAAGACUACCAAAUUCAGUAGGGUAGUGCCCAAAAAGUUGUAUCCAUUAUGUUACACCUUCACAGAGAAUUAUCUUAGAGGAGCUACUAGACAGGUAGAUGGUCAUAUCUCUUACCUUCCUGGAAAUCACUGUUGACUGUUGUAGGUGCAAAAUUGAUACAAAUGAACUGUAUAGAAUCACUUCACUGUAGCCACACUUGUGAAAGAAAUGGAGCUAGCAUGUUCUUGACUAAGCUUGAUUAGUAUAUAACCUGCAUUCUCAUGCUCCAUAUCUAUUACAGCCAAAAGACCAGGAUAAACAUGCACUGGUUUGUGUUGUGAAUAACCUUGAUGUGAUCACAUAUCACUGAUACAUCUACUAUCUUACAAUUUUGGGAUAUAUCUUAUAGCUUCUAACUAUGAUUCUAUUUCUCGUUUAUUUGAUAUCUUAGUAUCUUAAGCACGCCCCAAGGCAGAAUUGCUUUAUUCUCUUAUAGUUAGAGCCAAGCUUGAGAACAAUUGGUACCAAAAGCUGAAGAAGCAACCCAAAACUUCAACCCAACAUGUUGAUUGGUUUUAACAUUUGGAUGGUGAUGCUUGUAUGCUGCUUCAAACUCAUGUGGCCAAUCUCACCAUAAUUAUUGGAGAAAAUGGAAGCUGAUACUGCUUAAAGAUGCCUCCAAUCAUCUAUGUGAAUACUGAAUGUUGGUGAUGUCAAUUUAACUCA